Coccinella septempunctata (seven-spotted ladybird) is the source of this 4233-nucleotide messenger RNA. RefSeq names its product protein yippee-like 2. The transcript is spliced from 6 exons. Lineage: Eukaryota; Metazoa; Arthropoda; Insecta; Coleoptera; Coccinellidae. The coding region runs from base 159 to 620 and encodes 153 amino acids. The record is from RefSeq and is a predicted model, not a curated record.
AAUCAAAUCAGUUAGUUCUAUGCGCUUGCUACAGAAGCAGCACCUGCACCGCUUUCGGAAAGUGUCUCUGUUAUUUCAGAUAUCAUUUCUGCCCGUUAAGUGGAGUGAUUCUAACAGACGAAGUCGUGUAUAAAGACUCAACACACUUACAAACACGUAUGAUUUCUAAAGUUGUGUUGGGACUUGCAUCGUGUGGUAAUGUGUUUAAAGGCUGUGACAACUCCGCAUGGCAUGCCGUCGAGGCCGACAACAGCAGCUCGAGCAGUCAGGUCACCAUGGUGAAGACGUUUCAGGCCUAUUUACCACAAUGCCAUCGCACCUAUUCCUGCAUCCACUGCCGGGCCCAUUUAGCGAAUCACGACGAGCUUAUUUCGAAGUCAUUCCAAGGCAGCCAAGGACGGGCGUAUUUGUUCAACUCGGUAGUAAAUGUCGGAUGCGGCCCAGCAGAAGAAAGAGUGCUGUUGACAGGACUGCAUGCCGUCGCCGAUAUCUACUGUGAAUGCUGCAAAACGAUACUUGGCUGGAAAUACGAGCACGCGUUCGAAUCCAGCCAGAAAUACAAGGAGGGUAAAUUCAUCAUCGAACUAGCUCAUAUGAUCAAGGAAAAUGGAUGGGACUGACUAUUCUACGUACGUGACGACGCAAUCAGAAGCAGCGCCAUCUCACAUCAUGUUACCGAAGAAAACGUUAAUGAUAAGCUAUUCCUCACACGCAUAUAAGGGUAUAGUGUAUAACACAAACUUUUGUUUUCUCGAUUGGACCUAAGCGAGAACGGUAGUGCUCGGGGAUGUACAAGUGAACACUAUAGUGUAUUUGAUGGUGUCCUCCUUGAUUGCAUCGUUUACAAGUUUUAAUUUUGAGGAUUUCGUUCUUUUGAAGAAUGUCUGGGCGAGUUUAUAUAAUGUAUCAUUAUUAUAAGUAGAGAAUAAGUAAUGUAAAUGUGUCGAUUGAUUGGGUAUAGUUUCUAGCGCGCCUAACUGACUGAAAAUGAAUCUCAGUGUAGGUAUUCGAAAAACGAAAUUACGGAUAGGUUGAAAAGAAGAACCUUCAAAAAAAUAUAUAUAUACACACCAAGUAAAAAUGCGUUCAAAUGCUCCACCUUUUAAACAUGUGCUCAAUGUCAUACACGCAUCCAUAUCAUAUUUUAUUACUAUAAUCUAGUACUAUGGAUGUUAAAUUCGAGGCAUGAUCGGAUUCCAACAGAAUUUUACCAAUUAGUUUCGUGACUCAUAUCUGGUCAUUUAAUUUCCUAGAUUAUGAAAAUUUUGUCGCUCAUUUCAUUAGUUUUCAAAGGUUUAUUUGCAAUAACCAAAAGUUUUACCGUUACUUCAUAAAAUUCCAUUAUCGAUAAAAUAUGGCAUUAAAUUCCUCUCUGGAUAAUUCAUUUUAAACUGGAUAUCGUUAUUCGAGAAAUGUUGUGAAGAAAAUAAUGCAAACAUCGCUCGAAGUUUCUAUUAUGCAGGUUGUAUGUAAAAGGCAACCUUUCCUAGGAUGAAACUUACCUCAGUAUGAAGUUUGGUUUCCAAACUGAAUUCUUCAGUCUAAGGUUACAGUGUUUUGCUGAGCAGUAACAGUGAUCACUGUAAUAAAGAGGAUUUGAAUAUUAAAUUAAAUUUUGAAAGCCUGCACUCAUUAACAUCAAUAAAAUAUAAUUAAAACUGUUUUUGAAAGCGAUUACACAAAAUGAGCUUUGUAAUGAAAAAUGCGCACUGAGAAGUGUAUUACAAGGACAUCAGACAAACAGUUUGUGUAUGGAUACGAGCGAAAAAUCGAAAAGAUACAACCAAAAAUGAACUAUCCGGAACUUCAAAUCAUUUAUUUAAAGAAUAAGCUGGAUUCGCUAUGUAAGGACCAAAAUGAUCAUCGUGAAAAAUUCUCGGAUAAAUGAGUCUGAUAAAAUUCGAACGUCAAUAGAUUCUGAGGUGGUGCGGAGGCGUAUAGAUGUUCACUGCUUUUUGUCGAUGUCAAUUUUUUCCAAUGUUGAAUCGAUCAAGAAAAUAAGGAUGGCAAAACUAAUUUUACCAAGUUGGGGAUGGUCAUCUGAUAGAUCUUAUAAAAUGUCACUGCAAAUGGCCAAGUUUUGGGUGGAGUCAGUGGCGAAUAUAAUCAAAAUUUCAAUUAGUAGCAACUUGGAUAAAUUUGAUUCUCAAAACUUCAUUCUUCUCCCAUAAUUUAAACAUUUUAGGACAUAAGAAACAUAAUCUGAGGAAUAGUUUCAUCUCCAGUAAUUGGAUUGCUUUUAAUACAUAUAAAAAUUAUUUGCAAUGCCUCCAUUCAAACCUUGGCGAUCAAAAUUUACCUAACGCUCUUUUUUUUCAGUUAAAUCGACAAUAUAUACGCGGGUAUUUCAGACAAUCAUAUCUAUUUUUUCAUUCUAUUUUUGGUAAUCUUCGAAAAUAAUAAAACAUUGGGGCUCCUACAUUCAUUCGAUCUAUUUUUUCAUCUCAAAUUCGAGUUUGAUAUUGGAUAAAAGAUGGCAAACGUUUUUUGAGCGUAGACUCAGAUCUUGACCCUUGCAAAAGCAUACUGUGGUAGAAAAACUGUGUCUGUGGUAAAGAAUCUGUGGUAAAUGAUCGAAAACUGUGCAAGGAAACUGCACUGUGCACUGCUAUAUUGUUCAUAUUUAUAAUAAUUAUUAUUAUACAUGUAGAAUUGUCAUUAUUGUUGGUGGUCUGCAUUUUUAUAUCCUCAUUCUCCUGGAGGGAUCACUCAAAUUAUGGAAUUAUACGUAUUUAGAGUUUAACCAAUGCAUAAAAUAGGUCAUGACGGCAACUAUAAUUUCAUAAAUCAUCAAUUUGUAGAUUGAAAUUUUCAAACAAUACUAUUUUUCAUUGGACAAUAAAAAAGAAAUAUGAAGUUGAAGAAUAAAUUGCAUAGAAAUUUAAAAAGCUGAUGAAAUAGAAAAAAAAAUCUCAUAUGGGGGAAGAACAGAUUUGAAAAUUGCCACUAUUCAACACAUUUUAUUGAUUGUUGGUAGUCAUGACAUAUUUUAUGCAUAAAUUAUUGGUGUAUAAGAUGAAAUACAACUGCAACUACAGUUUACUAGAGGUUUAGAAUUAAGCAUUCGACAUAUAAGAUUCAAAUCGAUUUUAUUAUAAUACAUUAUUACGAAAAUGAUUGCAAUCAAAAUUGAAUUUUAUGUUGCAUGAUUUGGUAUAAUUCACAUCGUCGGCGGUCAUUCAGCAUAUGACACAGAUCUCAGAUUCUUAAGUUUAUUGGUCCAAAUGAUUUGUAAGGAUAAAAAGUAGUAUUUAAACAUUUUCGAUGUUGAUCAAUGUUCAAGCUACAGUGGGAACACAUCAGAGUGGAGCGAUUGAAAAGAACUGGAAACAAAAUUCAGUGGUAGGUGUUGUUGGUCUUAGAUGGUGCUUCUAACAAUAAUAAUAUCUAAAUCUAUAUAUUUGCAAUAUGUAUUCUGUUAAGAGUGAACGUAGAGAACAGUGGUGUAUCAUGAACUUUAUCGCAUUGUUGUUUUCAUGUAGUCUAUUUUGUAUUACAGAUUAUAUUAAUCUGAGUCGAAAAUUUUUGUAGGAAUCUAAGGGAGAAUCAUAAUGGGGUGAAGUUCACUGAAGUGUGUUUUCUAAAUAAUGUUUGUGAUAGUUAUGUGAUAUAAUUUUUUCUUGAGUGGCAACAACUUACGGAGCUUACAACUCACGCAGUUUCAAGGACUUUGGGUGGUGAAAAAGUCCAAUUGAAAAUAGUAUCCUUUCAGCAAUUCAGUUCUAUCAAUGGAAAUUACUGAAAGUUGUUGGCAUAUACAUAAUAAGGCUCAGCUAACAUUAUUUCAGAUAUGAUUUUCCUGAUUCAUGAAACCAAUCGUUUGACAGAAACUAAGUGAUAUAUACUCUCCAAACAAAAAGAGUAAUUCUCCAACCAUUGAUGCAUCUGAACCACCCAAAGUUUCUUCAUUACACAAGUUUUAGAGACAAGAACCAUAAUACUUAUCUUCAAUUCAUAUAAAUGCGGCCACUCGCUCUUUUAAGUUGAGUCCUAUUUGUAAAACAUGAGUUACAUCAUUAUUGAAUCAUAUUGUCUCAUUGCAUUCAUACUGCCAGUAGCGUUAGUGUUGUCAUUAAUAUUAAUAUUCGACAUGAUAAACUUUUAUGUUUAAAUUUUCUAUUGUCCUUAGUCAAAUGUAAUAACUGAUGAAUUCAUAUUUAUGACAUGAAUUACAUUUAUUUUCGAGUAUUUCUGGAUUAUGAGUACGAUUCAAUAAAUCCUACUAUAUUUAAA